Molecule: messenger RNA, 2418 nt
Organism: Fomitopsis serialis
Lineage: Eukaryota; Fungi; Basidiomycota; Agaricomycetes; Polyporales; Fomitopsidaceae
Exons: 7
Coding region: 1-2418 (805 amino acids)
Source: RefSeq, a predicted model, not a curated record
AUGCACCAAUCGUCUAAACCCACCUCACCUGCUCCCUCUGUCGAUCAUGGGCCAAAUGCUAAUCCCCACGGUGGCGAAGCCCAUGCGGACCCCUCCAUUGAACGCUUGCGCGCAGCCUCUCUUGUCAAGUCCCCCAACAAGCGAGUCAACGCCGAGCCCAUCUCCUCCGGCGCCGCCAAUCCGUGGGUCUCCCCGAGAGCCGUCUCGCCGACGGACCGUACUGGUGUCUCUUACGCGGGUAUGGCGUCCCGUCCUGCGACGCCUCCGGCCCUCCUCGCUCUGAAGAAGGCCAGCGCGCUGGCUGUCACGCCCACGCAGCACAGCGCAGCGGCCAACGGUGCUCAAGCCACUGCAGCGUCGUGCUCCACGCAGGCUGAGGUGAUCGAUGUCGAUGCGACGAUGACGACGACUACCACGGUCAUAAAAGAAGAAGAGAACCUAGAGCUCGACGCUCUGGCCCUUCGACGCACCCGCUCGGGAAAACAAGCGGCGGCGGCGAAGCUGAAGAAUAAGAAAGCCCGAUCCAAGAGAAACGCCAAAGCCGCCGGGAAGAUGCCUGCGACUAUCGGCAAAGGCGCGCCGACCUCAUCCUCCGCUGCGAACCGCUCUGCCAGCGAGGCACGGAAGAGGCGCCGUGUCUCUGAGGACGUCGACGGAGACAACGUGAUGACUGGGACGACUAGCCGUAUCCAAGACGCUCCCGCCGUGGCCAGCCCUGCGCCGCGAGUCGAAUACAGAGUCGACAUCGGGGAAGUUCUCGGCUUUCCGCGCCUUGACUGGUCUCCCCCUCCUGACGACAACCGAGUCGACCCACCUGCGACCACCACGUCGGAUCUUGAAGAGCGAGACUUCGAGAUGUACGACCCUGUCACAGGAUACAAGGACGGGGAUGAAACGCUCCAUAGAGACCGCGACGAAGCCAUCAGUGCCCGAACGGCACUGGACAACAUGCACUUUGCCCGGCGCCUUACGACGACCGACCCCCCGCACGGCGGCGCUUACCCGCAGGACAGCGAAGCUCUCCGAGAAGGCAACGUUGAGGACCUAUACGCGAGCGACAACGAACCUACGUACCGUACGGCCAGAACGCUGCCCGGACCAUCCCGCAGCUGGGACCAAGGCGCCCCCCGUUCCCAGUCUCGCGGGAUAGGCAACAUUCGUGACGAGGGUGACAGCAUGAGCCGCCGUAUGCGAGAAAUUGAACGAGCAAGUCGCUCGUCCCACUCAGUUCCCUACCGCGCUUCCCACCUCUCACCAGCACCAGAACAAGCAGUGCGUACGCAAGCUCUGGCGAACGAUGUACCCCUAGGACUUCGCAGGCCGCGCUCCUCCUCGUCUAUGCACCCCCAUCCGGUCCACUACGCUCCGGGACCUUUCCCUGACUUCCCCGCUGAUCCGGAACCGCCUGCGCCACCCGCGCCACCUGCCCGGAACGCUCGAGCUGGCCCAGUUGGGCCUAUUGCGCCUCUCGCGCCAACUCCCGGCGCCCCCCCACCGCUGGCUAUGACGCGGACGCCCCCGGGAGGAUGGCCACGUAUACAGGGAGUCGACUUCACUCUUGUCUACGCAAACGUCCUGGCGUCCCAAGCUGAGGAAUGGCAGAAAGCUACGGACUACCAUGUCUACAUACACUUCCCCGGCCGCAGCGCGCACGACAGAGGAAAUUUCGGACGACUGUGCGCUGCUGACACUACGCUACGCACUUGCCUGGGCAUCCCGACUGCCUCCAUCACCCAGCCCAUUGCGGCCGUCACACCCACAGGCCCGAACUCGAGCCCCGUCUACUACCGCGUCGGAAACCUGACGAUCGGCCAACGCGAUCGCCUCCUGCGAGAAGGCUGGGUCUCGACCAGAGACGGAACCUUCGGCGUCGUCUCUUCCGAGCCAUCUCCGCCGACCUUCAUGGGCACGUUCCGGCACCCCCUGCGUCUUGGCGUUACGACUGAGGAGGGCAUGGCCGACGCCUUCAAGAAGGGCCUGAGAAGCGCGGCAAUGUAUCUACUAUACCUCCUCUCGGUUCUGAACGGCGACAUCCUCGCGGGAGGUCGAUGGCGUCACCUCACGGCGCAGGAGGCUUUCGAGCUCAUCAUCGACUCUGUAACCGUAAAGAAGAUCCUACUGCGUAAUACCCGCGACGAGGAGGAAGAACCCUUCGCCUUCCUCUACAUCGAGUCUCCCACCUCUGACCCAGCGGAAUGGCUGAACUUCCGUAACCGCGUUCGAAACUUCGCUUUCGGCGGCCCAUUGGCAGGCCCACCCGAACUGGUCGCACGCACGUUCUAUUACGUGCGCAAGGACAAGAUCAGCGCGGUAGGGGCAGAGGUGGCAGAGGCGGCCGGAGCGGUCGUGGAAGUCGUGGCCGCGGAAGCGGACGAGGAAAGCCCGGCAACCUCUGUUGCGUCACUUUCUGGGACCUAA